AUGCCUCGUCGUGCAGCAUCCCCAACGCUUUCAGAAAACGAUUUCGAUAUCACAAAAUCUCUUUUCAAUGAUGAUCUCGAUGGAGAUGAUGACGAUUUCGGAAACACAACUACUAAAAAUGUAGAGCCCUUGGAUGCUAACGGUAUACUGGAUUUGGGGCUUGAGAGUGAUGGGGACGGUGAUGGAGCUUUCAUAUCGGCACAGCAAGCGGCUGCGAACCGAAAGUCGUCGAAUGUUAAAGGGCAGAGUGCCAAGAAGGGUGGUGGAUUUCAAGCAAUGGGAUUGAACCCUCGUCUGUUAAAGGCAAUUGGUAGAAAAGGAUUCAAUGUACCUACACCGAUUCAACGAAAAACGAUACCCUUAGUCCUCGAUAAUCAAGAUGUUGUUGGUAUGGCUAGAACAGGUUCCGGAAAGACUGCGGCUUUCGUCAUUCCCAUGAUUGAAAAGUUAAGAGCUCAUAGUGCACGUGUUGGUGCAAGAGCUUUGAUUAUGUCGCCAUCCCGAGAAUUGGCAUUGCAAACAUUGAAGGUCGUCAAGGAAUUCGGAAAAGGAACUGAUCUUAAAUGUGUCCUACUUGUUGGAGGUGACAGUCUCGAAGAACAAUUCGGGUUUAUGGCCGCCAAUCCCGAUAUUGUUAUUGCUACGCCUGGUCGAUUUUUACAUUUGAAGGUUGAAAUGUCCUUGGACUUAUCAUCGAUGAAAUAUGUCGUUUUUGAUGAAGCCGAUCGUCUAUUCGAGAUGGGAUUUGCUGCUCAACUUGGCGAAAUUCUACAUGCCCUGCCGAUUUCAAGACAAACUUUACUGUUUUCUGCGACCUUACCAAAGUCCUUGGUAGAAUUUGCCAGAGCUGGUCUUCAAGAGCCAAGUUUGGUUCGUCUCGAUGCCGAAAGCAAAGUCUCCCCGGAUCUCCAGAGUGCAUAUUUUAGUGUUAAAGGUGCCGAAAAAGAAGGUGCUUUAUUGCAUAUCCUCCAAGAUUUGGUCAAAAUGCCUGUCGGCCUCCCAGAGAAUGCAUUGAAUGCAACAAACAGCUUUGACAAGAAGCGCAAGAGAGGCUCUGAUGGCCCAAUGAAGAAACUUAAGCCCACGGAGCAUUCAACAAUCAUAUUCGCAGCCACAAAGCAUCACGUCGACUAUCUCGCUUCUCUCCUUCGCAUGUCUGGAUUUGCCGUUUCUCAUGCUUAUGGUUCACUCGAUCAGACGGCUAGAAAUAUUCAGGUUGAAGAUUUCCGUACUGGAAAAUCAAAUAUAUUGGUAGUUACCGAUGUCGCUGCUAGAGGUAUUGAUAUUCCAGUUUUAGCAAAUGUCAUCAAUUACGAUUUCCCACCACAACCUAAGGUUUUUGUUCAUCGAGUCGGACGUACGGCAAGAGCUGGUCAACGGGGUUGGAGUUACAGUCUGGUUAGAGAUACUGAUGCGCCAUAUCUCCUUGAUCUACAACUCUUUCUUGGAAGGAGAUUACUUCUCGGACGCCAGGGCAGUAAUUCGCCAGACUAUGCUGAAGAUGUAAUUGUUGGCGCUUUACAAAGAAAUGAGAUUGAAAGCAAAUCGGAAUGGAUCACGAAACUUCUCUAUGAUGAUGAUGAUCUUACUGCCCUUCGAAAUGUAUCGAUCAAAGGAGAGAGACUUUACGUCAAGACUCGUAAUUCGGCAUCCAACGAAAGUGCGAAGAGAGCCAAGGAAGUCGUAGGGUCAAAAGGAUGGAUGGAAUUACAUCCACUUUUCAAAGAUGUAACCAAUGGUGCCGAACAAGCUCGAUUGGACAUGCUUGCAAAAAUUAGUGGAUUCCGGCCGAAUGAGACUGUCUUCGAAAUAGGGCAAAAGGGAAAAACCGCCCACAGUGAAGCUGCAGAAAUUAUGCGCCAUCGAAGGGAAAAAAUCAUUCCCCGGAGACAGAAGGAGGAGGAUCAAAAGGCUGCUGCUGCGGCAGCAGAGGGAGAUAACGACGAUUUUCCAGCGGAGGCAGACGAUGAUGAUGAUCUUGGCGUCACAGUUACUGGGGGAGAAGAUGACGACAUGGCCGAUGCAUCUGACGGUGAGCUUGAACUUACAUUCUCGAAGGCAGCUCAAAAAGGCAAAGGUCGAACACUUGCUUGGAAAGACGACGAUAAUUUCAUGUCAUACACACCGAAGACUAUCAAUACAGCCGAAGAACGUGGAUACGGUGUUCACUCCGGUUCCUACAACACAGCAUCUCAAAACUCCAAUUUCGUCGAAGCAGCUAGGGGCGUAACCAUGGACCUUACUAAUGAUGACGGGGCAAAAUCGUUUGCCGAACCCUCCAGGGCAAAGGGAAUGAGAUGGGAUAAAAAGAACAGCAAAUAUGUCGCCCGAGCAAACGAUGAAGAUGGAUCCAAAGGAACCAAGUACAUUCGCGGAGAAAGUGGUCAAAAGAUUGCCGCAAGUUUCCAGAGUGGUCGAUUUGACAGAUGGCGCAAAGCAAACAAGGUGGACCGUAUGCCACGAACCGGUGAUGCAGAACGCGAAGGCCCUGCAAGUGCUGGUGGGGUAGGACGAGGUGCCGGAACCAGAUAUAAGCAUAAGCAAGAAAGGGCGCCUAAGGAGGCAGAUAAAUACCGUGAUGAUUAUCACGUAAGGAAGAAGAGGGUGACCGAGGCAAAGGAGAAGAGAGUGGGUUCAUUCAAGGAUGGAUCGGGCAAGACGGAAAUCAGGAGUACGGAGGAUAUUCGCAAGGAUAGGAAAGUGCAGGAGAUGAAAAAGGCAAAGAAUGCUAGACCGGCGAAAAAGGGUAGAUAA
This is a messenger RNA of Sclerotinia borealis F-4128, 2754 nucleotides long. The record is from the annotation of a GenBank genome assembly. NCBI's taxonomy places the organism in Eukaryota, Fungi, Ascomycota, Leotiomycetes, Helotiales, Sclerotiniaceae.